Messenger RNA from Cylicocyclus nassatus, 1358 nucleotides. The record is from the annotation of a GenBank genome assembly. NCBI's taxonomy places the organism in Eukaryota, Metazoa, Nematoda, Chromadorea, Rhabditida, Strongylidae.
AUGCCAGGAUCCAUAGCUGUGGUCGACAGCAACCCGCCUAUACCUGAACAUUUUGAAGUUGAUGAUAAAAAUUUGAAGCCGAAUAUCAACUGCAACUCGAAACAAAAGAAGAUCUCCACGACAUUUGCUCUCAUUAAUUUCUUGAAAGGUAUGAUUGGCGCCGGAAUCUUUGCUUUACCUCUCGCUUCCAAGCAAGCUGGUCUUUGGUGUGCCUUCAUAGUUGUCUUCAUAUUCGGUAUCAUAACAGCUGUGUGUAUGAUCAAGGUUGUUGUUAGCGCACAAUAUUUGUGUGAAAGGUGGAUAAUAAAUAUCUCUGUGGUUCUGCUACAGCUGGGUAUCUGUACUGUUUACUAUAUAUUUAUCGUCGAUCACUCUAAGGAGAUUGUCGAAAUAAUAUGGCCACAUAGCACUAUUCAUCGUAAUAUUUACUUUCUUUUCACCUUACCGGCUCUUCUUGUAAUGUCUUUGAUUCGAAGUCUUUACAUACUGUCAUUGUUUUCCUUGCUAGGCAACGUUUUGGUGUUCACGAGUUUGGCGAUAAUUCUGGGUGAAUUGGUUACCUUCAAGCACAUUCCAACCUACUCUCUACCAGCAUUUACUAGCCUCAAUGGACUAUUUCUCGCUGCCGGCUCCAUAAUGUACGCUUUAGAAGGGAUCGCAACGGUGCUGCCACUUGAGAACAAAAUGAAGCAUCCGAAGGAGAUGACUGGCUAUACUGGAGUGUUAUCUACUGGUGCCUCUUUGGUUACGAUUCUCUAUGCUGCAUGCGGAUUUUAUGGUUACAUAACUUUUGGCGAUGCUGUACAAGGAUCUAUCACACUGAAUCUCUCAAAUUCUCCACUAAACGUCGCUGUGAAGGCUAUGCUGUUGUGCAUGGUCUGUACAAGUUUUCCUAUAAUGGAAUACCCGUUGGUAGAGCUAGUUUGGCCUUUGGUGAAGAAACCGCUGCGAAGACGAAAUGUCAGGAGAUUUUGCAUAAUCGGCCUCGAAUACUGCUUUCGAUUUUUUGUGGUGUUUCUCGUAUUUGGACUUGCUUGGUUGAUACCGAAUCUCGAACAAGUCAUUCCACUUGUGGGAAUCACAGCAGGCAUGCUACUAGGGCUUGUAUUUCCUUCCUUGAUAGAAACUAUAGUUUUCUUGCCAAAAUGGUGGAGGGAGAUGGCGCUCCCAAAACUGGUAGUAAUCUUGACUUUGAAUACUUUUUACAUUGUUCUAGGAAUAUUUUUUGUUGUUACGGGUAUAGACGCAAAUGUUGAGAAUUUAAAACGUGGAGUCUCACACUGAAGUGAAAUGAAUUCGAGUGAUUGUAUAGGCUGCUGCAUGAGUAAACCGCAAUACAUUUGGACGCGAACGCGGCU